AUGACCCGGAAAAUGUGGGGCUUAAUUCCUGUGUUGGACUGCUCUCAGCUGCUGCGCCUUUGCCCUUCGCAGUGCAAACCUUCCGUCCUCCCCAUCACAGCCUCCGACCCCCGGGCAGACUCUGCACAUCGCACCAUGACAGACCAAGCUUUUGUGACGUUGGCCACAAAUGACAGCUACGCCAAGGGAGCGAUGGUUCUCGGCCAGUCGUUACGAGACCACAACACAACCAAAAAACUGGUUGCGCUCGUAGGACCUCAUGUUGCAGAACCUUGCAGGGAUGCGCUACGCUCCAUUUUCGACGAGGUGUGUGUGGUGGACGUCAUGGACUCGGGCGAUGCAGCUCACCUGGCCCUGAUGAAGCGUCCGGACCUGGGAGUAACGUUCACCAAACUGCACUGCUGGACACUGACACACUACAGCAAGUGUGUGUUCAUGGACGCAGACACACUGGUGCUGUCAAAUAUAGAUGAACUCUUUGAGAGGGAGGAGCUGUCUGCAGCACCAGAUCCUGGGUGGCCGGACUGUUUCAACUCCGGGGUUUUUGUCUUCAGACCGUCCAAUGAGACACAUGAGAAGCUGCUCACAUUCUGCGGUGAAAACGGCAGCUUUGACGGUGGAGAUCAGGGGGUCCUCAACAGUUACUUCAACACCUGGGCGACAGCAGAUAUUUCGAAACACCUUCCUUUCAUCUAUAACCUCAGCAGUAUCGCCAUUUACUCCUACCUGCCUGCUUUCAAACAGUACGGCCAUGACGCGAAGGUGGUGCACUUUCUGGGCAAGGUGAAGCCCUGGAACUACACAUAUGAUGCUCAGAGGGGCGAGGUCAAAGGUCACUCCCUGUCGCCCGAACAGUGCCACCUACACCCGGACUACCUGCUCAUGUGGUGGCAGCUGUAUGCCAAAUCUGUGCUGCCUUUACUGCAGCAGGCCUACAGGGACACACCCUUCAGCAGCGGCUUCGUCGAGGCGAGCGAGAACGGUAAGCUUCAUGAGGAUGUGAGAGAGCAGCCCACACGCUCUGCUCCUCCUCCCCAGAAGGUUUCAUCAGAGGAGAGGAAGCAGCGCUGGGAAGCGGGCCAGAUCGACUACAUGGGUGAUGACUCCUUCGCCAACAUCGAGCGAAAACUUGACUCCUUCUUAAAGUAGCAGUCAGGUGGGGGAGCGCGGCGGACGGAGAGAGAGCACCAUUUGAAGCUCUGUGUGGCCGGGGAUUUAACCACCGCUCAGCCAAUCACAGGGGCUUGAUUAGCAGGUGACUGAAUGAAUGCCUCCGUGCAACUUUCAGCCUCACACUCUGCAUCCUGUCAGUGUGUUUAAAUGACAGAGAGUAUAAGUUUGACACAAUUCCCAUGCACUCUUGCCAUUCAUUUUUUUUCUCUUAAAGGACUAGUUUGGCAUUUUGGCAAAUACGCUCACUUGCUUUCUUGCUGAGAGUUAGAUAAGAGGGUUGAUACCACUCACAUGCCUGUAUGGUAAAUAUGAAGCUUGGCUUAGCAUAAAGACAGGAAACAGGAUAAAACUGCUUGCCCCAUCUGCGACCUCAGACCUGUGCACACUGCUUUAUGAUUUGGUCACAUAGUUUUGCCAUGUAGAAAUCAAAAUGUUAUUUUUCUAACAUUAUCCAGCUGUGCCUUACAUCUUCAAACAUCUUUUUGUAAUCCCACAAAUGUUUACUGUCUGCUCAGAAUGACAAAAUGUUUAUACAGAGCAAAACCAGUUUGGAUAUCCAAUACGUAUUUCCAUUGAUGGCACUGAGCUGUUAGCUAUGAUAGACAGAGGCUGUGGCUGGAGCACAGGCUGUUGAAAUAUUAACUCUGGGUGGACAGUAAACACUUGUGACAUCAUGAAAAUACCUUUGGAGAUGCAAUUCACUGCGGAGGGGAAAAAAAAAAACAAAAUUUACCCAUGCAACGCUAUGUGACUGAAUCACAGGGUAAAGUAUGGAGUACAGAGGUUACAAAUAAAGAGAGAGCAAAUAAACAGUUUCUGUCCAAAGAUAACAAAAUCCACCUACCAGCCCCUCUAAACAUCACUAUUUAAGAUACUGUAUAUUUUUUGUUUCAUCUGUACAAAAACUUAAGUGUAUAAAUGACAAUUAGCUGUUGUUUGGAUGGUUAUGUACUAGGACUAUUUCUUGACCAGGCACAGUAACUUCCUCUGAGCCUAUCAACUGGUCCAGGCCAAGAAAUAGUCUGGCACAUAGACAUUUGAAAAACAGCUAAUUUUCAUUUUUAUGCUUUAGUUUUUCUACAGAUUGGACAAAUACUGUUUCUCUGUUUCUAGUCAUCAUGGUAAGCUGCUGGUGGUAGCUUCAUAUAGCUUGUCCUCUCAACAACAAAGUGACUGAGUACGCUUCCGGAAAUCUCUAACUACUCCUUUUUAGGUGUUCUUGUGUAUCUGGUGGAGAUGGAUUCAUAGUCCAGAGUCUUCCUAACCUGUGGAAAAUUUCAGCAACAACAGAAACCUGAAAAAAUAAUGCUGGGCCAAGCCUAUGGCUGCAGGGAAAUCAGUAAGUUUAAAAGUUGUUUCUGGAUUUCACCACAACUCCUUUCCUGCAAUAAGCCUCUACCUAAACCACUUUUAAGUGAAUAUGCAGCAACUGGCUUGAUCCCCUCUUGCCGUCUGUGCUCUCCUUUUCGGCCAGUUAUGACAAUCUCACUUUAACCUGACAGUGUUCGCCUCACCAGAGUACAUAGAUUAACGUUCCUAUCUGUGCCUCUGACACUCACCAGCUCCCUGUGACUUAAGCUUUGUAACGUCUGAUAUUGUAUUCGUAUUAGGGCUAGGCCUGUUGUGUUGUAUUUGCAUGGCACAGAGUUAAAAACAUGGGUCAGUGAUGAAGUUCUUCCACCCACAUCCUAAAGUGAUGUUGUCAGUCAGUUCUGUCAUGUAUUUGUGUGGGAUUGAACACUAGUGCGUCAUCUGUCAUCUGCAAAGCGGGCCCUGCAUGUUGUGUCCCUCCCAGACCCACAUCAGUGUAUCUUUGUGCCAUGACCUGGUUUUCAUCACUUCCUGUCUGUAGUAUAACCAGCUGCCUUAUUGCCAUUCACUGUUUACAAAACCUAAUUUACUGUAACUGCUGCUAGUAGCACAACAAACUUAACUUUGUUGAGCCCCUCCUUUCCUGUUGCCAAUACCUCCUUCACUUCACUCCAGCUUGUGUGCUGUUAAAAUAUAAUCUACAACUCUUAACAAUGAUUAAAAUACACUCCUUACUCUGCUGUACACUUUCCUGAUGAUGGAGAAGGUGGAGUGUAAUGUCUAUGAUUUAAUGCAGAUAUGUCCUGGUCUUCAGCUGUUAACCAUCCAUCCCUAAUAAAGAACUGUACAAAAACCCA
Messenger RNA from Lates calcarifer (barramundi perch), 3341 nucleotides. RefSeq names its product glycogenin 1a (gene gyg1a). NCBI's taxonomy places the organism in Eukaryota, Metazoa, Chordata, Actinopteri, Centropomidae. Gene Ontology annotation, cellular component: cytoplasm. The record is from RefSeq and is a predicted model, not a curated record. Gene Ontology annotation, molecular function: glycosyltransferase activity.